Molecule: messenger RNA, 1530 nt
Organism: Laetiporus sulphureus 93-53
Lineage: Eukaryota; Fungi; Basidiomycota; Agaricomycetes; Polyporales; Laetiporaceae
Exons: 6
Coding region: 1-1530 (509 amino acids)
Source: RefSeq, a predicted model, not a curated record
AUGACGCUCCCCUGGAUGCCAUCAUACAGACGGCCCACCGGGGCGUACGAACUCCUCCCCGCCCCGCGUCCUCAUGCAAAAACGUCGUCGUGCCGGCGGUCAUGCCACAUUCCGCGCUGGGCAAAGAUCGCUGCGGUCGUUUUCCUGCUCAUAGCCGUAUUUCUGAUCAGGCGAAAAUGGGUCCGUGGGCUGAUACUGCCGUGGAGCGACGAGGGCAUGCCGCCGCUGUACUCGGAGUAUCAUGCGCACGAACUCGGCCUACCGCAACACCGACUCGAUAGCGACGUCCAGCCUGCUGGCGCAAACACCAAGUACUUGUGGGUCGCAAAUCACGUUUGGAGGUCUGGAUGGGGGAACGCAAUGCAAGAACAGUUAUUGAACCAUUACAUAGCCUACCGCGCUGGUCGCUCCUUCGUCUUCGGCAACUAUACCUGGUGGAGGCACGGCCUAUAUUCGUCCUGGAACGGCAAGCCAAUCCCCGCGCAAAUCCCCUACAGCGCGCUGAUCCAAGGUCCCACUGUGGGUGCGCCGAUGCGCACGGAUCCCACGGCGCCGCUUGCGGUUGUGAAAGAGUUCUGGGACGAGGUCUGCCCGCAUCCUGUGGUGGUCCGGAGCACAGACGUCGUCAAAAUGCUCGGCGGCAGGACUACCACCGCGGAACUGUUGAUCGACAAGUGGGUAGAGAUGCUCAACUCCAUCGAGAGCCCGUGCGUGGAGGUCAAGCGCAGUUCGCCGUCAACAUUCGACAUAUACGUCUUCGGUGACCCUGACCGGCUGCUCGAUGCCUGGCCCGGAUUCUCCACAUCACCCAUCCUGACCGAGUUUGGCUGGGCUCCCCUCGUCGAGCGCGCCUUCGAUGCAAAUCGCGAGACCAUCUCUCCUUUUAUCACCGGUGAACCAUAUCUUUCACUGACGCCCUUCACCGGGACAGGCGCCGAGCGCUACACGACCAUCCGCGGCCUGCUCGCGCUACACGUGCGCCGCGGAGACUUUGAAGAGCACUGCCGGAAUCUUGCCGACUGGGACGCGGGAUACACGGGGUACAACGCCUUCCCUGCGCUACCAGACAAGUUCGUCAAGCCGCGCGGCGUCUCACGGGACGAGAAGCGCGAGUUCUACAGGGAGCACUGCUAUCCGAGCGUCGAGGAGAUCGUGCGGCGUGCCGAGGAGGUGCGCAGGACGCAGGCGGGGCGGGGGCUGCGGAGCGUGUAUGUGAUGACGAACGCGCCGGCGUCGUGGGUGGAGGAGCUGAAGGCGGCGUUGCACGCGACGAGGCAUUGGACGCAUGUUGCGAGCAGCAGGGAUUUGGUGCUGAGCGAGGAGCAGAAACAUGUCGCGCAGGCGGUGGAUAUGCUCGUGGGCGAGCGGGCGCAGGUGGUCGUAGGCAACGGGUUCUCCAGCCUGACCGGACAGAUCACCAUGCUGCGGAUGGCGAAUGGCGUUUCGCCCGACACGAACCGACAUUGGCGACCUGCCGAGUACGUGGACUCGGAGCAGCCUUCAGGUCCUUGGGAACGCGGUGGGUCGUAG